Messenger RNA from Fusarium vanettenii 77-13-4, 954 nucleotides. RefSeq lists its product as uncharacterized. Bases 1 to 954 code for a protein of 317 amino acids. The record is from RefSeq and is a predicted model, not a curated record. The transcript has 2 exons. Lineage: Eukaryota; Fungi; Ascomycota; Sordariomycetes; Hypocreales; Nectriaceae.
AUGUCCAAUUGCUACACGGCCCACACCCCCCUUUCAGGUUCACCAACGCACAUAGGCUCAAGCGAGCGGGCACGGAUAGACGCGCUUUUGUUCAAUGGGAGCAACGGCAUCAUGCUUGGACUCAAGCCGCAGCCCGCCUGCCCCGGCCGCAAUGAGUUGUUGUAUGCUAUGCUGUGUAUCAACCUGGACGGACGGUUUGUUGAGACUUCUACCUAUAAGCGCCCCCCCCUUUCCGUCAGCCCGACUCCAUGGAACCUGACUCCUUCGCCAUCCAUCAUUUCAAGAUCACCAGCUUGCACCAAGUCCCUACCCAUUCAACUACUCUGUUCGCCGUAUCUUAUCCAGAAAAUCACUGUUGUCUUUUCAUUUUCGUCGUCCCGAUUGCCCCCGGGACACUCCCUUGUCCUAAACACGCAACAAGGAGAACGACACAUAUCCCACCCAACUCCCUUGACUAUGUCCAACAGCGGCACUCACAGCCCCAUCAAUAUCCAGACUGCCUCCACCAUGGCCACGGGCGACAACCCCGACAUCAUUUCCCAACCCACAGAUACGACGGGCGUAAGCAACAACGAUCAGAAGCCUGGUUCUGAAAAUGAUGCUACGGAGUACGAAGAGACUAUUCGCUCCAGCCUCCGUAUGCUCAAGGACCUUGAGGCCCGUAUCGCACGGAUCGCCAGCCGAUAUGACGUCAAGCUUCUUCCGCAAGACAACGAACUGAGCGGCUCAGAGUGGGCACGACGACUGACAUGGGCCGUCGAGGAGAUCGCUGAUGAGUUUACACAUCUCUGCGAAAUCAACUAUUACCGAUUCCUCGAGAUGGAGGACCAGGAGGAGAAGGCUUUGUGGGACGAGCAAUGGGAGGUUGACAGAUGGGAGAUUGAUGAGCUGCAAGGGUUGGUUGAUGCUUUUUACGGUCUGAAGCACGAAUUCCUCCCUCGCCGUCGAGAGUGA